This is a messenger RNA of Trichosporon asahii var. asahii CBS 2479, 972 nucleotides long. Its product is annotated as plasma membrane zinc ion transporter, putative. Gene Ontology annotation, cellular component: plasma membrane. Bases 1 to 972 code for a protein of 323 amino acids. The record is from RefSeq and is a predicted model, not a curated record. Gene Ontology annotation, biological process: zinc ion transmembrane transport. The transcript has 2 exons. Gene Ontology annotation, molecular function: zinc ion transmembrane transporter activity. Lineage: Eukaryota; Fungi; Basidiomycota; Tremellomycetes; Trichosporonales; Trichosporonaceae.
AUGUCCGGUGGCCUGUACAAGCGCGAUGCGUGCUCGGGCCAGGUCAAAUCCACAGACUACAACUUGGGCCUGCAUGUCGCCGCCCUCUUCAUCAUCCUCGGCGUCUCGGGCGGUGCAUGCGCGCUACCCCUCUUCGUGUCCCGCUUCCCGAUCCGCGGCUUCUUCUUCACUGUUCGGCACUUUGGAACCGGCGUCCUCCUCGCAACCGCCUUCGUCCACCUCCUUCCCACCGCCUUCCUCUCGCUCAGCAACCCAUGCCUCCCCAAGUUUUGGACAGAGGAUUACCCCGCCAUGCCGGGCGCCAUUGCGCUCGCCGGAGUGCUGGUCGUGACGGUGCUUGAGAUGAUUCUCAGCCCGUCACGACACUUCGUCCCGCAACGACGACCAAGGGGACGACUAGCCUCCGUCUCGGAGAACGAAGUGCAGCUCGACGCACUCCGGAGCGACCUCGCCGCGACCGACGUGACGCUCACAACGACCGAAACGGAAGUCAAAGUCGUCCUGACGCCCGAGCAGGAGCGGAAGAAGAGCAUGCUCCAGGUCUUCAUGCUCGAGAUCGGCAUCCUCUUCCACAGCGUCUUUAUCGGCAUGGCCCUGUCCGUCGCGACGGGGGGCGACUUUGUCGUCCUUCUCAUCGCGAUCGCAUUCCAUCCGAUAGACUGGCCGGCCCGCUCGCCCAGGCCAUACCUCAUGGUCCUGGCGUACGGGUGCACGACGCCGAUAGGCCAGGCGAUAGGCAUCGGCACGCACACGCUCUACGAUCCGGACAGCGUCUUUGGUCUCCUGCUUGUCGGGAUCAUGAACGCCAUUUCGUCCGGAUUGCUCAUCUACGCAUCCCUCAUCGAGCUGCUCGCCGAGGACUUUUUGACGGAUCAUUCCUGGGCUGUCCUCCGUGGGCGGAAGAGGGUGGUCGCCGUCGCGCUCGUGUUUGCGGGCGCACUCGCUAUGAGCGUCGUGGGCGCGUGGGCCUAA